CGGCCGGAGCAUGCUCAGUGGCGGCGGCCGCCGGGGCCGCGGCUCUGUCCCGGCCUCGCCUUGCCCGAGCGACGGCGCCCGGCCGGUGGCCGCUGCCUGCCGGGGAGGCGGCGGGGGCUCGCCAUGGGCAGCCGGGGCUCGGACGGCGCGGGGCCGCCAGAAGACAGCACGGCGGCAGCGCUGGGCGAGGAGUCGAGGAGGCUCACCAGAGAGCAGCUCUUCACCAUGGUGGCAACAGCUUCUAUAAACUUCAGUUCGAUGAUCUGCUAUUCCAUCCUGGGACCUUUUUUCCCUGCGGAGGCAGAAAAAAAAGGUGCCAGUAACACGAUUGUUGGCCUGAUUUUUGGAUGUUUUGCUUUGGUCAAUUUCUCGACUUCUUUAAUCUUGGGAAAUUAUCUUACGCAGAUUGGUGCAAAAUUCAUGUUUGUAGCAGGGAUGUUUGUUUCAGGAUGUGUGACAAUUCUGUUUGGAAUUCUGGACAAGGUGCCAAAUGGUCCAAUGUUCAUUGGUUUUUGCUUUUUGGUAAGAGCGAUGGAUGCAAUAGGUUUUGCAGCAGCAAUGACAGCAUCAUUUUCAAUCCUUGCAAAGGCAUUUCCUAAUAAUAUAGCUACUGUCAUGGGUAGCCUUGAAAUUUUUACAGGGCUUGGACUAGUGCUUGGCCCACCUUUAGGUGGCUUUUUAUAUCAAUCCUUUGGUUACGAGGUCCCUUUCAUUACGCUGGGAUGUGUGGUAUUGGUCUUAGUACCUAUGAACAUGUGCAUGCUACCAAAAUACGAUUCAACCCCUAGCAAGGAGUCCUUUUGGAAGCUCAUUCUUCUGCCAAAAGUCUUACUUCUCUGUCUUACUAUAUUUUCUCUAAGUGCAUGCUUGGGCUUUUUGGAUCCCACAAUGUCUCUGUUUAUUCUAAAAAAGUUCAAACUUCCAGCUGGUUAUGUGGGCUUGGUAUUCCUAGGUCUGGCACUCUCGUACUCCCUGUCUUCUCCCCUUCUCGGCCUCAUAAGUGACAAACUGCCACACCUCAGGAAAUGGCUGAUGGUAUCGGGAAGCUUAAUAACAGCCCUGUGCUUUUUCAUGUUAGGACCUGCUCCUGUGCUGCACAUUGAAAGUCAGCUGUGGAUGUUUGUCCUAGUGCUGGUUUUGAUUGGCUUUUCCCUUGGCAUGAGUGCUAUCCCAGUAUUUCCAGAGAUACUGCAGUGUGCAUAUGAGAAUGGGUUUGAAGAAGGUCUGAGUCUGUUGGGGCUGGUGUCAGGGCUCUUCAGUGCCAUGUGGUCCCUUGGGGCAUUUAUGGGUCCCACUUUAGGAGGAUUUCUAAAUGAUAAGCUGGGUUUUGAAUGGGCCUCAGCCAUCCAAGGAGGAUGGGCACUGUUAAGUGGUCUUGCAAUUGGAAUAUUCUAUAUUGCUGAGGCCACAAGACGAAGUUCGAGUUCCAGCCUGCAAAAUCCUCCUGUUGAUAAUGAAGAAAGAACUCAUCUGUUGGCUAGUGAAACAUAGCCAGAAAUUAUUUUGGUUCUCCAUUUACUGUUGUGGUUUAACUUCGUGUCUGAGAUGAGUGGACUUUAACAGUGUUUCGUUAUUCUGGAGACGUGAUACACCUAGUGAACAGCCAGUUGUGGUUUACUUGGAGCUGCAUCACUGUUUUGAAACACUAAACAAUGACUGCCUUUCUUUUGGAGGUCCUCGUGUGGAUUGGUUGCACUGAUGAGUAACCCUCAGCUGUUGGCCUCUUUAAUUGUAUUCCAUAUGCAGUGUACCACUGUAUGUGAAGAGGUGCAUUUUCAAAUGUCUGGCUUCUGUGCAUUAUUCUUGGAUAAAGCUACUAUUUUGCUACUGUGAUUUUUCUAUAUUUUUUAGAAGAAAGGUUAUCUUGUAAUACUUUAACUGAUACAUAAAAUGUUGAGACAGCAUUUGAAAUGACAAAGCACUUAAGCACAAUACUGUUUUCAAUAAAGCAACUUUUUUCCUAA
Anas platyrhynchos (mallard) is the source of this 1964-nucleotide messenger RNA. RefSeq names its product solute carrier family 18 member B1 (gene SLC18B1). The record is from RefSeq and is a predicted model, not a curated record. Lineage: Eukaryota; Metazoa; Chordata; Aves; Anseriformes; Anatidae. Gene Ontology annotation, biological process: transmembrane transport. Gene Ontology annotation, molecular function: transmembrane transporter activity.